AUGGCCGGGUGUGAUAGUAAACAAGAACCUCAUAACAACAAUUCUGAAAGUACCGCUGCUAAAAGACAUAACAGAAUGGAAAAAAUCAACCCUCGAUGUUGUGAUUUUAAUGGACAACAAGUCAUCGACGCCACCGAUGUAGAUGUGAUAAACGUGGACUUGAUCAGAAAUGGUACAGUUUUAAUUGGAGAUUACUCGACUGUGAAAAUUUGCCAACAAUGUUUUCGUCGUCAGAAUUCGUCACAACGUUCAGAAAACAACACUCAAGGAUCAGCGGAUGGAAGCGAGGUGAAGAAACGCCGAAGAAAACGGCGAAAGAGAUCCUCGCACGAUCCAUCGACUUCUCGAAAAUGUGUCGAAGACGGAAAUUCGGCCGAUGGUGAAAACUCAGACGGCGAUGAAACUUCGACAUUCCAUGAUUUUCUUCACAAUGAUUCUGACGAUGAUUAG
This is a messenger RNA of Pocillopora meandrina, 450 nucleotides long. The record is from the annotation of a GenBank genome assembly. NCBI's taxonomy places the organism in Eukaryota, Metazoa, Cnidaria, Anthozoa, Scleractinia, Pocilloporidae.